GGUGUGCGGGGCGUGGGGUGCUGAGCCGGGGUCCGGGACCCCCCGGUCCCCACUCGUCCCCACCGGCACCGGGGCGCUCCGUAGGCUCCGGGCGCUUUCCCGGCUCAGCCCCGGCUGCUCUCCCGGUGCGCUCCGGUCUCAGCCCCGCAGCCAACACCCCACUCCCCCCCCCGGCAUCAUCGCACCAUGCCCGAGCAGCUCAGCGUGGCCGAGUUUUUGGCCGUGACCGGCGAGGAUCUGAGCUCCCCCGCAGCCGCCGCCUUCACAUCCAAGCUGCAGAAAUGCCGGGGUGCCGUGGGGGCUCUGGAGGAGAGCCUGGAUGGGGACCAAGCCAUACUGCAGAGGAUCAGGAAAUACGUGAAAGCCAUCCACGUCUCUGGGCUCACCCACGUGGAGAACGAGGAGCAGUACAGCGAAGCCCUGGAGAACUUUGGCAACAAUCACCUCUCACAGAACAACCACGAGCUCUCCACUGGCUUCCUCAACCUGGCCGUCUUCACCCGUGAGGUCACCGCGCUCUUCAAGAACCUGGUGCAGAACCUGAACAACAUCGUCUCCUUCCCCCUGGACAGCUUGCUGAAGGGGCAGCUGAAGGACAGCCGCAUGGACUCCAAGAAGCAGAUUGAAAAGGCCUGGAAGGAUUACGAGACCAAAGUGGGGAAGAUGGAGAAGGAGAAGGAACGUGCCCGCUUGGCGGGGGUCAUCCAGGCUGAACCGUCAGCAGCAGAGGUGGCAGAGGACACACAGAAGGAGCGGAGGCUCUUCCAGCUCCACAUGUGUGAGUACCUGCUGAAAGCCAGCGAGAGCCAGAUGAAGCAAGGGCCGGAUUUCCUGCAGAGCCUCAUCAAGUUUUUCCAUGCUCAGCACAAUUUCUUCCAAGACGGCUGGAAGGCUGCCCAGAACCUCUACCCCUUCAUCGAGAAGCUGGCUGUGUCCCUCCACUCGCUCCACCAAGCACAAGAGGAGGAGGUGAAGCAGCUGACGCAGACCCGCGAUGCACUGCGCAGCAUCCUGCAGCUGGACAGCAAGGAGGAAAACCUGAGCAGGAAGAACUCUGGCAGUGGCUACAGCAUCCACCAGCACCAAGGGAACAAGCAGUAUGGGACAGAGAAGUCAGGGUUCCUGUACAAGAAGAGUGAUGGGAUCCGCAAAGUGUGGCAGAAGAGGAAAUGCGGUGUGAAGUACGGCUGUCUGACCAUCUCCCACAGCACAAUAAACCGUCCCCCUGUAAAGCUGAACCUGCUCACCUGCCAGGUGCGGCCCCACGCCGAGGAGAAGAAGUGCUUCGACCUGGUGACACACAACAGGACGUAUCACUUCCAAGCAGAGGAUGAGCAGGAGUGCGUGGUGUGGGUCUCGGUGCUGCAGAACAGCAAAGAUGAAGCCCUGAGCAAUGCUUUCAAGGGUGAACCGAACGGCGGGGCGGCCUCAGCAGGCAGUGGGGCAGAUGGCAGCGUGCAGGAGCUGACCAAGCUGGUCAUCAGCGAGGUGAAGAACAUGCCAGGCAACAAGCAGUGCUGUGACUGCGGGGCGCCGGACCCCACGUGGCUCUCCACCAACCUGGGCAUCCUGACGUGCAUUGAGUGCUCCGGCAUCCACCGGGAGCUGGGUGUGCACUACUCCCGUAUCCAGUCCCUCACCCUGGAUGUCCUCAGCACCUCUGAGCUGCUGCUGGCUGUCAGCGUUGGGAACACACGCUUUAAUGAAAUCAUGGAGGCCACGCUGCCCACACAGGACUGCCCCAAGCCCUCAGCUGGCAGCGAUAUGAGCGCACGCAAGGAGUUCAUCGUGGCCAAAUACAUGGAGAGGCGCUUCGUGCAGCGGGGGGGGGCCAGCGAGCCCCACCGCCUCCGGGAUGCCAUCCACAACCGUGAUCUCCUGGCCCUGCUGCAGGCCUUUGCUGAAGGACACGACCUGGCCAAGCCCUUGGCCAGCCCUGAGGGCCAGGACGCAGGUGAGCUGGCGCUGCACGUGGCCGUGCGCUGCGCGGACCGAUCGUCCCUUCCGCUGGUGGAUUUCAUCAUCCAGAACGGGGGGAUGCUGGACCGGGUGACGCAGGAUGGGAACACGGCGCUGCAUUACGGAGCGCUCUACAACCAACCCAACUGCAUCAAGCUGCUGCUGAAGGGCAAAGCUGCCUUUGGGAUGGUGAACGCAGCGGGUGAGACGGCGCUGGAUGUGGCACGGAGGCUGAAGCACAGCGAGUGCGAGGAGCUGCUGGAGCAGGCGCAGGCGGGGAAGCUCUCCCUGCAGGUCCACGUGGAUUACGACUGGGAACCACCCCAGGAAUACACCUAUGACAGCGAGGAUGAGCUGGAGGAGAAGGUGAGCCCCCUGCAGCGUUCAUUCAAGGGCCCCUCACCACUGGCUGCCGCCCCCCCCCCCCCCCCCCCCCCCCCCCCACGCUGGAGCUGCGCAGGGAUGGACAUCACCAACCAGACCUACGAGAGCAUCCUGGUGGCUUCGCGUCCCGCACCGCGCCGGGCGCACAGCGAGGAGCUGCCCCCUCCCCUGCCCCUUAAAAACCCCACCCGGGGCGGCCCCCGCUCUAAGCACAGCCCCACGGAGCGCCCCGAGCUCCCCCGGCAGACGUCAGAGCCGCACUUUGCUGGUUUGACGGAGACCCCCGCGCCGCGCAGCCUCUCCUCUUCCUCGUCCUCAUCCUCCUGCAGCGCGGGGGCUCUGGAGGGCACAGCUCUGCCCCCCCCGGCUGCCAGCACCCGCAGCCCCCCCGAAGCGCGACGGGCGGCGUAUUGGGAGACGCGCUCCGAGACGGAGAGCGGAGGAACGCGGAGGGGGACGGAGCUGAGCGGCCCCUCCCCCGGGCAGCCCCCGCCGGGUGCUGUGACUCCCGAUGUCACUCCCGUCAAGUUUGGGUAG
Centrocercus urophasianus (Greater sage-grouse) is the source of this 2880-nucleotide messenger RNA. RefSeq names its product arf-GAP with SH3 domain, ANK repeat and PH domain-containing protein 3-like. Gene Ontology annotation, molecular function: GTPase activator activity; protein binding. Gene Ontology annotation, biological process: cell migration; positive regulation of GTPase activity. Gene Ontology annotation, cellular component: cytoplasm; focal adhesion. The record is from RefSeq and is a predicted model, not a curated record. Lineage: Eukaryota; Metazoa; Chordata; Aves; Galliformes; Phasianidae.